Molecule: messenger RNA, 1116 nt
Organism: Postia placenta MAD-698-R-SB12
Lineage: Eukaryota; Fungi; Basidiomycota; Agaricomycetes; Polyporales; Adustoporiaceae
Exons: 5
Coding region: 1-1116 (371 amino acids)
Source: RefSeq, a predicted model, not a curated record
AUGCAAGAGCUAUUGUUGAACUCCUACCUCGCGUAUGGGUCAGGCAGAUCCUUCGUUUUCGACAACUACACAUGGAAUCGGGACGGUUCCGACUACACUGACUAUAAUGGCAAACUCAUCCCAUCACGAAUACCGCUAUCUGCAAUCAUGUCAGGACCCACGAUAGGGGGACCUUUCCCACCCGGCGAUCCGGCGCCCCGCGCUGUUACCAAGGAAUAUUUUGAUGAAGUUUGCCCGCACCCAACGGUUAUUCACAGUGAUGAAGUGUCGUCACAACUGCCCGGAGACUCGUCCGCGCAGAUGAUGUUCGACAAGUGGAUAGAGAAACUCAGAACCGCUGACCGCUGCGUCGAGAUUGACCGCGACUCGCUCCAAAUAUUUUCUAUCUGGAUUUUCGGCUCGAGACGCGUGCUCGACAUCUACGACAGCCUCACCAAGUCGCCCAUUCUGAGCGACUUCCGCUGGUCCCCGCUCAUUGAGUCCGCCUUCGAGACGAACCGGCCCAUCUUCUCCCCCGCAUCUGGUCUCGAGCCCUACAUUCCUGCGCUCCCUUGGUUUGGAGCGAGCUCGAAUCCCUACCCACCACUUCCCGGUUUGCUCGUGCUCCACGUCCGGCGCGGCGACUUCGCAAGCCACUGCGAGCACCUCGCGAGAUGGUCCUCGGACUGGAACGGAUUCAAUCAGUUUCCCACAUUGCCGGACAAGUUCGAGCGGCUGCAGAGUGCGGGCUGGGGCGAGACCGCACCAGAAAACUUAGAUCUGUAUAUGCGGCGGUGCUUCCCGAGCAUUGAGCAGAUCGUCGCGAAGGUCGAGGAGGUGCGCGCGACGCCCGCUGGGCGCGGGCUGCGCCACGUUUACAUCAUGACGAACGGCGCGAAGGACUGGAUCGACGAGCUCAAGCGCGCGCUGGGCAAGACGGGGCAUUUCAAGAAGGUGUCGAGCAGUCGCGAGCUGCGAUUGAGCUGGGAGCAGAAGUACAUUGCACAGGCGGUUGACAUGCUCAUCGGCCAGCGGGCCCAGGUGCUCAUUGGCAACGGGUUUUCGAGCCUGACGUCGAAUAUCGUCAUGAUGCGCAUGGCAAAUAAUCUCCCACCGGAGUCGAAUCGGUUCUGGUAG